AUGGCUUCCGAAUGCAACAAGUCUUUCUGUAGAGAUUAUAUGCUCCUAAAGCCAGAGGAAGCUGGCUUGGUGGAUGUCUUUCGCAUCUUAUUUUCCGAUGACAUCGGGAAGAGAAAAUUUAUCGACUGCCCAGAGGGGAAACAGCUGGCGCCAUUCAAGCGUAGAUUGCUGAUCUUUGUUUUUAUCUUGGUGCAGAAGCUUUUGCUAGCAGUAGAGAAACCCAUGGAAUGGUUUGGUUCUUUGGUUGAGCAAUGGUUAAAUCUUCUGUCGAGCAACGGCAGUUUAUCGAGUCUCGUGCUCAACUUCUUACGUGGACAAGUAAUAUAUCCGGAAAAAACCGCAAGGAGUUUCAUGUCCAUUGUCGGACAUGUCGAUAAUCGUCGAGAGUUAGAUGACAAGAUAAAACAAGGAGAUAAAAGAUACUAUGCUUCACUUUCUAUGAUGGCUGCUAAAGUAUCUUACGAGAACAAGGCCUACAUUGAAUCUACAGUCAUGGACUACUGGAAGAUGGAUUUUUUGGGGUCCUACAAUUUUUGGAACGAUUAUCAAGGGAAAGCUACAACACAAGCGUUCAUGUUCAAUGACCAAAAUGAUAAAAUCGUCAUCGCUUUCAGAGGCACCGAAGCCUUCGAUGCAAAUGCUUGGUCUACCGACUUCGAUUUCUCUUGGUACGAUAUUACAGGCCUCGGAAAGGUGCACGGUGGAUUUAUGAAAGCUCUAGGUUUGCAGAAGAACGAGGGAUGGCCUCAAGAACAGGCAGCAGAUAAGAAACAAGAAGUAGCCUACUAUGCCAUUAGGAAGAUACUGAAAACACUUCUGCAGAAAAAUGAAACGGCGAAGUUUAUAAUUACUGGCCACAGCUUGGGUGGUGCACUGGCAAUUUUAUUUCCGGCAAUUUUGGCGUUCCAUAAGGAGACAUCGUUGCUAGAAAGAUUAGAGGGGAUAUAUACGUUUGGUCAGCCAAGAGUAGGAGAUGAAAAUUUUGGAGAAUUCUUGAACGAACAAUUAAGAAAAUACAACAUUAAUUAUUACAGGCUUGUUUACAGUUUUGAUUUGGUUCCUAGAUUGCCUUUCAAUGAUUCCACCUUCAUGUUCAAGCAUUUGGGCACUUGCAUUUACUAUAAUAGCUUCUACCAAGGAAAAAUUGUGGCUGAAGAGCCAGACAAGAAUUAUUUCUCUCUUAGAUGGCUUAUACUGAAGAUCAUAAAUGCCCUCUGGGAGCUAAUAAGAAGCUUUAUUAUUCCAUAUAUAGGAGGAGCAGACUACAAAGAAGGUGGUUUUCUUCGAUUACUUAGGGUGAUCGGCUUGUUAACUGCAGGAUUACCUGCUCAUUGUCCCCAAGAUUAUGUUAAUGCUACUAGAUUGGGACCAUUGGAUGUUUAUCUUAAUUAA
This is a messenger RNA of Fraxinus pennsylvanica, 1392 nucleotides long. Lineage: Eukaryota; Viridiplantae; Streptophyta; Magnoliopsida; Lamiales; Oleaceae. The record is from the annotation of a GenBank genome assembly.